UUUGGGGGGAAACCUAGGUACACAUCGGUGUGCCUCUCUUAUUGUCACAACCUCCAGGCGUACCAGUCUGUGUUGCGCCUCUGCUCUCAACUUAUUUUUUUAAUACUGAUUACAACUCCUCAGCAACGCUCACUUUUUAUCCCCUGACAUCGGAGAGAUGUUCCCUGGAAGGAGGUCACACCCCAGCUGAACAUUUUUACCUUGAACAGUUUAGGAGUCAGGCUGAUAACUUCUCGGAGAGUUUAUGAAUGAGGAACGUUUGGUGGAGACUUUUACGCAUCGAGUUGAGUGACGUCCGUUAAGAUGUUUUAAAAGAAAACUUUUUAUUUGCAAGUGUCACUUCCAAAUUCUCAUUUCGUCCCUUUUCUUCAAUGGCAAGAGAGCGUUUUAAAUAGAUUCUGACUGAUCGUCUCUCUUGAGAGAAACUUUGGUGAACUUCAGCAACAGCGAACUUGAUUUGAUUUCGGCUCCCCUUACUUCUCCUUCUUCUCCUUCUUUUUUUAUUCUACCACUCAACGGUCGCUCGACCUUUUUCGGGAUCCUUUACCUCCACAACGUCUACUUCCCUCCUCGCGGAUUUUCAAUUAACUUUGGUUUGGAAGUAAUUGAAGUGGAUAACAUGCCUCCGAUCGGACUGGAGAAGCGAGCUGCGCUCUGCCGGGUUCUGGCUCUGUUUUUUGCGCUUCUGGUGUGCGUUGCUUCCGUGACUGGAUGCCCGCACAAGUGCAGCUGCUCCGGGUCGCAUGUGGACUGCCAGGGUCUGGGUUUGAAGACUGUACCUAAAGGAAUACCGAGGAAUGCCGAGCGCCUGGAUUUGAACAGAAACAACAUCACCAGGAUCACUAAAGUGGACUUCUCUGGCCUCAAGAACCUCAGGAUUCUUCAUCUGGAGGACAACCAAAUCAGUGUUGUUGAGAGAGGAGCCUUCCAAGACCUCAGACUGCUGGAGAGACUUCGCCUGAACAGAAACAAACUCCAGUUCCUCCCAGAGCUUCUUUUCCAGUCAAACCCCAAACUAGGAAGGCUAGACCUCAGCGAGAACCAGAUUCAGGCAGUUCCAAGGAAAGCGUUCAGAGGAAUCACAAGUGUCAAGAACCUGCAACUGGACAGCAACCACAUCAGCUGCAUCGAAGAUGGAGCUUUCCGAGCGCUGCGCGAUCUGGAGAUUCUCACCCUCAACAACAACAACAUCACACUCAUCCCGCUGUCCAGCUUCAACCACAUGCCCAAGUUGCGGACACUGCGUCUGCACUCUAACAGCCUCCACUGUGACUGCCACCUGUCCUGGCUCUCUGAUUGGCUCAGAGCCAGGCGGGGCUUGGCUCCUUUCACCCAAUGCAUGGCCCCCGCCCACAUGAGGGGCCUUAAUGUCCCAGAUGUGCAGAAGAAGGAUUUUGUCUGCAAUGGUCCAGCACAGACAGAGUCGAGGGCUUGUGUUCCUCUGGUAGCCGUGUGUCCACCCAGCUGCAGCUGUAACAACAACAUUGUGGACUGUCGUCGUAAAGGCCUCACUGAAAUACCAGCUAACCUCCCUGAGGGCAUCGUGGAAAUUCGCUUGGAGCAGAACUUAAUUAAAAGUGUCCCAGCAGGAGCCUUUUCUGCCUACAAGAAGCUCAAGAGGAUGGUGUUGUACGGAAACAAGAUCACAGAGCUGCCCAAGGGAUUGUUUGAUGGACUGGUUUCCCUGCAGCUACUGCUGCUGAAUGCCAACAAAAUUAACUGUUUGAGAGUCAACACCUUCCAAGACCUGCAGAACCUCAACCUGCUGUCGCUGUACGACAACAAACUGCAAACAAUCAGCAAAGGACUGUUCGCCCCUCUGCGCUCCAUCAAGACUCUUCAUCUGGCCCAGAAUCCCUUUAUGUGUGACUGUCACCUGAAGUGGUUGGCAGACUACCUGUUUGACAACCCUAUUGAGACCAGUGGAGCGCGUUGCAGUCACCCCAGAAGAUUGGCCAACAAGCGCAUCAGCCAAGUUAAAGGCAAGAAGUUCAGAUGCACAGGUCAGGAGGACUAUCGUAGUCGUCUGAGUGGGGAGUGUUUCCAGGAUCUGGUUUGUCCAGAGAAAUGUCGCUGUGAAGGCACAGUGGUCGACUGCUCCAAUCUCAAACUGACCCGUGUACCUCCACACAUCCCCGAACACACCACAGACCUGCGGUUAAAUGACAAUGAGAUUGUCAUCCUGGAGGCUACAGGGACGUUUAAGAAGCUACCUAACUUGAAGAAGAUCAACUUGAGUAACAACAAGCUGAGGGACAUCCGUGAUGGUGCGUUUGAUGGAGCGGGUGGAGUUUUAGAGUUGCUGCUGACGGGGAACAAGCUAACUGGACUGCAGGGACGCAUGUUUAAAGGCCUCAUUGGCCUGAAAACUCUAACGAUGCGGAGCAACCAGAUCAGCUGCAUUGACAACAGUACUUUUACGGGUCUGAGCUCAGUGCGUCUGCUGUCGCUGUACGACAACAGGAUCUCCAGCAUUGCCCCAGGAGCCUUCUCCACCCUGCACUCCCUGUCCACCAUUAACCUCCUGUCCAACCCGUAUGUGUGUGAUUGUCAUUUGGCCUGGCUGGGUCAGUGGCUGAAGAAGACCAGGGUGGUCAGUGGAAACCCUCGCUGUCAGAAGCCAGCCUUCCUGAAGGAGAUCCCCAUCCAAGAUGUGGCCGCCCCAGACUUCACAUGCGAUGGUGCUGAGGAUAAUGGUUGUCUUCCUGCAUCAGGUUGUCCUGACGUCUGCACGUGCACAGACGGCGUGGUGCGAUGCAGCAACAGAGGGCUGCACUCUCUGCCCAAGGGCAUUCCCAAGGACACCACAGAGCUUUACCUGGAGGGUAAUAUGCUGACAUCUGUGCCCAAGGAGCUGCUAGGCCUCAAGCAACUGUUACUGGUGGACCUGAGCAACAACAGCAUCAGCACACUGGCCCCCUUCACCUUCAGCAACAUGACUCAACUAGCCACACUCAUCCUGAGUUAUAACCAGAUUCGCUGCAUCCCGGUCCAUGCCUUUGACGGGCUCAAGUCACUUCGCCUGCUAACUCUCCAUGGUAACAACCUUUCAACAAUACCAGAAGGAGCUUUCAACCACCUCACCGCUUUGUCCCACCUGGCACUUGGUGCCAACCCCCUGUAUUGUAACUGUGACCUGCGCUGGCUCUCUCAGUGGGUCAAGGCUGGCUUUAAAGAGCCCGGCAUUGCUCGUUGCACUGGACCUCCAGAUAUGGCUGACAGGCUACUGCUUACCACACCACUCAACAGAUUUCAGUGUAAAGGUCCAGUAGAUAUCCGCCUGAUGUCGAAGUGUGCCCCUUGCCUGGCAGCACCCUGCCAAAACAAUGGUACCUGCGUUUCUGAUGCAAUCGGAUUCUACCAUUGCACUUGUCCAUAUGGAUUCAAGGGUCAAAACUGUGAAGUGCCCAUCAAUGCCUGUGUCAGUUUCCCCUGUACUAAUGGAGGAACCUGCCUCAUCCAGCCUGGCCAUGAAGACCACUACAGCUGUGUGUGUCCACCAGGUUUUGAGGGCCAACGUUGCGAGACAAACCCAGACGACUGUGAAGACAACGACUGUGAGAACAACUCCACCUGCAUCGAUGGCGUCAACAACUACACCUGCGUCUGUCCACCCAACUACACAGGCGACUUGUGCGACGAGGUGAUUGACCCAUGUCUCCGUGGUUUCGACCCCUGCCAGCACGACUCAAAGUGUGUCCAUGUUGGUCGCACUUACAGGUGCGAGUGUUUACCGGGUUAUGUUGGGCAACAAUGUGAGCAGGACUAUAAUGACUGCCUAGAGAAUAAGUGUCAACACGGAGCAGAGUGUGUGGAUGCUGUCAACGGCUAUACCUGCGUCUGUAAAGAGGGUUUCAGCGGGCUGUUCUGUGAGAACCCUCCACCAAUGAUCUUGCUGCAGACCAGCCCCUGCGACCAAUCGGACUGCCAGAACGGCGCCCAGUGCCUGGUGGUUGCUGGGGAGCCUGUCUGCCGCUGCAUGCCCGGUUUCUACGGCAACAAAUGUGACAAGAUGGCCACCGUUCACUUCAUGGGUCGGGACGGGUACGUGGAGCUGCCAAGCGCAAAGCUUCGCCCCACGGCACAUAUUUCAUUACAGGUGGCUUCAGAUAAAGACAACGGGAUUUUGUUGUAUAAAGAGGAUCACGACCCCCUGGCCCUGGAGCUGUAUCAGGGACACAUACGACUCAUCUAUGACAUCGCCAACUACCCACCCACCACUGUAUAUAGCAUAGAGUCUGUGAAUGACGGCCUUUUCCACACGGUUGAGCUGCUGAUUCAGAACCGUUCACUGAGCCUGGUUGUGGAUAACGGGGCCCCCAAGAGCCUGGGAAAGCUGGCACGCCAGCCCUCUGUUGACCACAACACCCAACUUUACAUAGGAGGCGUACCAUCUCAGGUGGUGGCCUCAGGUCUACGACCCAGCCCUGAGCGUUUCCCUCAGGCUUUGAAUGGAUGCAUCCACAACGUCCGAAUCAACGGUGAGCCUCAAGACCUGAGUUACCGAGUCGCAGGAGUGCGACCACAUGGGGUUGACAGCAAGGGUGAGGGCAUUCUUGCAGGGUGCCAUUCCUGCAGUGUGUGCGCCCAGGGUGCGUGCAGGGAGGGAGGUGAGACGGGGGUAACAUGUGAUUGUCCUCCAGGUCGCACCGGGGCUUUGUGUGACCAGACAACAGCACCCAACCCGUGUCAGAACAGCAGAUGUGUUCACGGUCUGUGUGUGCCGAAGGGUCAGUCCUACAGUUGCCAGUGCAGUGAAGGUUACCAGGGUCAGUAUUGCGAUCGACGGCAGGAGCCUCCAGCCUGCAGGGGGCAGCGCUGCGGACACGGGGAGUGUCGUGUGUCAGAGGGAGGAGAGCCAGUCUGCCACUGUCAGCCAGACUACACCGGGCUAACCUGUGACACAGAGCUUACAUGUCAAGGAGAGAUGGUGAGGGAGCAACUAAAGCGCCACCACCCAAUGAGAACAUGCACGUCCACGACCAAGAUUCCUCGCAUGGAUUGUCCCCGAUCCUGCCAGGCUGCAGCACCUCCAGGUGUUUGCUGUGGCGUGACAAAAAGCAGAAGGAGGAAGGCGGUUUUCCGCUGCACCGACGGCACCUCGUACUCCGAGGAGAUGGAAACUGCUCUGGAGUGCGGCUGCUCCAAGUGCCCGUUGUAACAGCACCGCAGUUUAAGUUUGUUUUGCAACACCCACCGCUGCCAUUUUGUGAAUUCUACACGUCAACGGGGCUGUCGCUCUGAGAUUUUUCCACGUUGAAAAGCACCAUCAUUAUGUGAUUUUAUUUACACAUUCAGUUUGACUGCUGCCAAUUUGCUGCCAAGAGAAACCACAAAUGAAAACAAAAAUGGGACAUGUGUGCGUGUUUUUUGACAGAGAGAAAAUAUAUUGUAAGAUAUAAGUGAGAAAAAAACAUAGAACUUAUUUUUAUUAUGGAUUUUUUUUUCUAAAAGAUGAUAAAAGGACUGAUAAGUUGUGUUUUUAAUAUGUUGAUUAUAUAAUGUGUUACAUAAUAUGGAAAGUUAUUUUGUACCUUGAAAGAAGAAAUACAGAUACACAGCAAAAUAGAUUAACAUUCCUUAAAAGUAUAUGAAUUUAUAUGUAUGUAUAAAUCUAUAUAAAUAUAUACCCUAACCCAAUGAAUUCUAUAUUUUCAAAGUGUAUUUGCAUGAUGUUAAUCUGAGUGCUGAUUAUUGGGAGGCUUUGGACACAGAGAGGAGGGCUGAGAGAGAAGAUUCCACAACAAGGAAAAGUUGGCAGUCUUUGGUAGCCCCCCCCUCUUGAAAAGAAAAGGGAACUGUGUGUGCCUUGCUAACCUGCUUUACUAUAUAAUGGACAUCAUCCUCACAUGUGAGUUCUUUGAGAAACCAUAAAAGACUCUUUGCACAGAGAUUAUUCAACAAA
This is a messenger RNA of Etheostoma cragini (Arkansas darter), 5905 nucleotides long. RefSeq names its product slit homolog 3 (Drosophila) (gene slit3). Gene Ontology annotation, molecular function: heparin binding; Roundabout binding; calcium ion binding. The coding region runs from base 620 to 5161 and encodes 1513 amino acids. The transcript is spliced from 37 exons. Gene Ontology annotation, biological process: negative chemotaxis; axon guidance. The record is from RefSeq and is a predicted model, not a curated record. NCBI's taxonomy places the organism in Eukaryota, Metazoa, Chordata, Actinopteri, Perciformes, Percidae.